GCAGCGCCGCAGCGGGAGCCACGAGCAUGAUCCUCACUGGCUGUAUAGGAGAUAGUCGUCUUUAUAAUCUUAGUCUGUGCCUACUAAAAGUAAAUAAGGUCUUUUCAUUGAUAUUUGACAAUAUCAAUAUUAUCUGUAGUUUAGGACUUACUGCACAAAAUGUCUCUUCAACAAAAACGUGUAGACUUUGGCGAAACUUGGGAUGUUUUAAAAAAAACAGUUGAAGGUCUUAUUACUCUGGGAACUGUUCCUCGUACUGCAUGGAAUAGUGGAAUCAGUGAUGUGGUUUCCCUGUGCAAGGCCAAACCAACUUUUGCUUCGAGAUUAUACCAAGAAAUUAAAAUGUUUUUAGAAGCUCAUGUUAAUUCUCUUCUCAUCCAAGUGAACGGCACCAGUGAAGAACACCUUCUGACUGUGUAUUACAAACUUUGGAAGCAAUAUAGACGAGGAAUGUACAAUUUGGACUAUCUGUUCACACACUUGAACACAGAACACAUAAAAAAACAACCAAGAGUAACUGAUGAAGACCUCCUAAGGCUUCAUUCAGAGGGGGGUGAUUUUAAAUUACCUAAACUAAUGAAAGAAAUUGGUGCAUUAGGUUUGGAUUUGUGGAAGAAGUGUAUGAUUGAGCCAUUGAAAUCCAACUUGCUGAGAUUACUUUUGGGAGGCAUACAUUGUGACCGAACUGGACAAUCUUUGUACAAUGAAAAGUCAUCAACAAUUAAGGGUGUGAUUCAGUCAUUGGUUACAGUUACAGAGAACAAGGAACACAACAAGAUGGUACUUUAUGAAACCGUUUUUGAAAGGCCAUUUCUGGAAGCCACUGGAGAAUAUUACGGGCAAGAAGCUAGUCGCUUGUUACAGGAAUGCAAAAUUUCCUUGUACAUGGAAAAAGCUUUGCAACGUCGGGACGAAGAAGAUUUACGCAGUCAGAAAUUCUUGCAACCAAGUUCCUACAGUAAAGUUCGAAGUGAAUUCGAAAAAAAGAUGAUAGCAGAUAACUUGGCGGCUAUCCACAACGAGUGCCCGAAGAUGCAGGAACAACAACAAUAUAAAAAUCUUGGAAAUGCGUACGAGCUAUUGAAGUCGAUUCCGGGAGGUUUGACUGUUCUAGUCUCGCACUUCCAGGAACACAUCACACAAGAAGGAUUGCGAACAGUGGCUAACCUGUCAGGAGACAACAAAUUUCACCAGUUCGUAGAGGGCAUGCAUAGAUUCCACUCCAAGUACAAAGAGAUCACCAACACUGUUUUCAGUAAUGAUCAGCUAUUUAGCAGCGCUCUAGAUAAUGCCUGUACUGCAGUCGUCAAACAUAACCUCAUCAUUACUGGACAACAUUCCAAGUCUCAUCCAGAAAAACUAGCCAGAUACUCUGACACACUCUUGAAAAAGUCAACAAAAGGCUUUUGUGACACCGAAGUUGACGAUAAGUUAACACAGUGCAUUACUGUAUUCAAGUACAUCGACGACAAGGACGUGUUUCAAAAAUUUUACUCACUGCUGUUGGGAACUCGACUAAUUCAACAACAGAGUCAAAGUAUGGACGCUGAACAGGAAAUGAUCAGCCGAUUGAAACUGGCAUGCGGAUUUGAGUUUACCAACAAACUUCAUCAGAUGUUAACGGACAUGUCCGUUUCAUCAGACCUGAACAACAAGUUUAAUCUGCUGAACAAAGAUCGGAUUGAAUUAGGUCUCAAUUUCUCAAUCAACGUCUUGAAAACCGGUGCGUGGCCUAGACAAGUCUGCCCUACCGAUUUCGCCGUACCCCAAGAGUUGGAAAAAUCGGUCCAGGAAUUUGAAAAUUUCUAUCGUCUACAGUUUGACGGCCGGAAGCUUACAUGGCUUUAUCACUUGAGUUGCGGAGAGCUGAAACUGAAAUUGAAAGAAAAGUAUUACUUCAUCACCAUGGGGACCUUCGAAAUGGCAAUGUUUCUUGAGUUUCAAAAGACCGAUUCCUUGACUUGUGGAGAACUCAUGGAAGCCACGAAGCUUAACCCGGAUCAUUUCCAAAAGACCGUUCAGUCAUUGGUUAACGCUAAACUUUUGGCAGUAACUGGUGACACUGUCAAAGUUUUCCAAGCUUCUACUGUCAUUUCCCUCAAUUUGGAUUAUAGCAACAAACGAACCAAGUUUCGUAUCAGCAACACUGCCAAGAAGGAGCAGACUGUCCAAGAAACCGAGACGACGCAUUCUUCCGUAAACUUAGACAGGAAUCUAUACCUUCAGGCUACAAUUGUUCGAAUCAUGAAAGAUAGGAAGAUUCUUCUCCACAAAGACUUAAUUCGGGAGGUGUCGAGUCUGGCCAAAACCCGUUUCGAUCCUGACAUUAUCUUGAUAAAAAAAAACAUCGAGACACUAAUUGAAAAGGAGUACCUGAAGCGGACCGAAAAUUCAACGGCUGAAUAUAGCUAUGUGGCGUAAAAAACGCAAUCGCAAUGUUAGUUCGCAAUGUCAUGCUGUAAUACUUUGGCGUUAAACCUUUGAAAUUGUUGAAAAGAAAACAGCGUCGAGAUGGUAAGGACUUAGGAAUGUUGGGCCUUUUGGGUAUUUCUCGUAUUGUACAUGGAUUUCUGAUUCCAUUUGACAUUUGUCCUUCGUUUUUUUCCUGCUGUGUUCACUUACAUAUUUUCCUUGCACAUUUCGAACGUCGUUUAAAGUGCAGUAUUAGAAAUACAUGGCAUACCAAAU
This is a messenger RNA of Daphnia pulex (common water flea), 2688 nucleotides long. RefSeq names its product cullin-2-like. Gene Ontology annotation, biological process: protein ubiquitination; SCF-dependent proteasomal ubiquitin-dependent protein catabolic process. The transcript is spliced from 6 exons. Lineage: Eukaryota; Metazoa; Arthropoda; Branchiopoda; Diplostraca; Daphniidae. The record is from RefSeq and is a predicted model, not a curated record. Gene Ontology annotation, molecular function: ubiquitin protein ligase binding. The coding region runs from base 160 to 2421 and encodes 753 amino acids. Gene Ontology annotation, cellular component: SCF ubiquitin ligase complex; Cul2-RING ubiquitin ligase complex.